AUGGGUGGUUGUCUCCUGCUAUACACGCGAUGGAGCUUUCACAGAUGCUUACCCAGGCGAUGUACAGCAACGAGUCGUAUCUCAAACAGCUUCCGCACUAAGGUAGAAUCUGUGUUCGAACUUCUCGAGUUGGAUGACGACAUACGACGUGAUAUAUUGCGGAUGGAAGACGUACAGCUUGCUGAUGUUGCUAAAUUCUGCAAUAACUACCCCUCUAUAGAGGUUGAACAUGAACUGGAAAGUGAUGCCGUUAAUGUUGGUGACUCUUUGCUUGUAAACGUAACCAUGGAACGAGAGAACCACGUCAACGGUUUAGCUCCGCCAGUAGUAGCACCUCUGUUUCCACAAAAAAGGAAAGAAGAAGGAUGGUGGCUUGUUGUUGGAGACCCAGCCGCUAAUGCUUUGUAUUCGAUAAAAAGACUAACUAUCAAUGAGAAAGCAAAAAUGCAGCUCGACUUCGUAGCACAGACGGCUGGUCGACAUGAGUAUAAACUUUACUUCAUCUGUGACUCAUACUUGGGAGCUGAUCAAGAGUUCGACUUCUCCGUGAAAGUCGAAGGUAUUCUCACCAUAGUCGAAGCAGAAAGCGGCGAAGAGAUGAUGAUUAAGAUCUCAAUGACUGUUAGCCACUCUCCUCUUGAGAAUCCGUUUGUUCACAAUACAGGUCGCUGUGUUCGGGAUGUACCAGUAUCUUAUAGUUUUGUUGAAAAAUGUUUCUGUACGUUCUAAGU
Molecule: messenger RNA, 731 nt
Organism: Strongylus vulgaris
Lineage: Eukaryota; Metazoa; Nematoda; Chromadorea; Rhabditida; Strongylidae
Source: the annotation of a GenBank genome assembly